Messenger RNA from Fraxinus pennsylvanica, 873 nucleotides. The record is from the annotation of a GenBank genome assembly. NCBI's taxonomy places the organism in Eukaryota, Viridiplantae, Streptophyta, Magnoliopsida, Lamiales, Oleaceae.
AUGAGUUGGAAGAGCUCCAGUCAGCUGCACAAAUCAGCCGCUACGCACAGUGGUGCUGCCGGGUUUGAGGUGCUAUGCUUCUCCUCACGUCGCCGUCGACGUUGCUACUGCAAACAAUCGUCAGUCACGCUACUUCAGCUGCAAAAAUCAGGUUCUCCAAUAUACCUGGUGAGCUCGUUACCCGAAACCGAGAGGUAUUCAAGGUUGGGAAAGGUGCCGAAGACGAUGAUUUGGAAGAGCUCCGGGCCUGCUUUGAGUUGGGGUGCAAGUUCGAUUCGCCUGAUUUUGGAUUCAAAAUUGCCAUCUGCUUUUCCAGCUUUAGGUGGUGGUGCAGGCGAUGGUUGUGGCGAUCUGAGCUCCGACGAGGUGGCUCUCGUGCUUUCAGGGCCAAUUGAGAACCAACGGCAUCCUCGCUUUCUCGGUGGCUUGUCGCGCUAUCAAUUCAUAAACCCUCUGCGAGAAACCACCGUCACCACGCCGCCUCGCCAGCACCACCGUCACCACGCCGCCAGGACAAUCAUAAGCGAACAAGGAUUUUGGGAAGAGGGGAGUUUUGUUCGAGAGAGCAAAUAUAAAGGUGCUUACGAUCAUCGGAUUUUUCGCAUCAGAAGGGAAAAUGAGGGUCAAUUUUGUCUAUUAUCAAGGCAAUAUUUAUUUGAGCAAUUGAGAGCUGCCAUCGCCAAAACCUACUAUGAGAACCUCGGCAUAGAAGAAGAUGAUAUAUUUGUAUCAGAUGGUGCAAAAAGUGACAUAUCUCGCCUUCAGAAAUUUUAUAGAAUUGGUAUGCUUUUGAUGGUUGUUGAUGCCUUGGACGAAAUCUUUUGGAGAGAUUUCAUCAUGCCAUCUGGAAUGAUGAACCCACCCACAUGGUAA